GUAUCAUACUACGUACUAUAUCUGACUUUUAAAAGUUGUUUACAAGAAUUCUCUAGAGCUGUGAUAAAGACUGUAAGUGCAUACUAUUGUACAACGGCAUCCGUUACCAUAGUAAAAGAAAAGCACUAAGAUGUGACCAGACUACAGAGGCCAUUAAUGAAACAACACUAUUGCCAGUGUGCCCAUUGUCAUGUGCCAAGAAUUUGCCAUUACCCCUUUAGUUCUAUUUAUACAGAAAGGAUGGCAUCAUUCUGUGUAUGUCAGAUUGUAACACAGAGGUGAAGGAUUUGCCAAGCCUCUUUGUUAACUUUUGGCACUGGGUGAUUUGGGAUGAAUACUUAAUAGACAAGAACAGUAUAAAAGAAGUGAGUGGCAACUUUCUGUAGCUUUUUGCUAGUCUUCAUGUCCGCUUUACUGUUGCUAUAUUAGAAUAAGAUAUUCAAAGCUCCAAAACAAAUGGUUUAGAAAUUAAGUUUAAAGAUGCCUCGUCCUUUGUUUUACCGUAAUGGUUGCUGGGACCCUCUUCAGGAGGGAACACAAAAAAACAUUUUCAAUCAAAACACCGACCUCCCAUGUUUCCUUGAGCCUGAUGAGGUUAGCUGGAUAGAUUCAGCCAGGAAAAGAUUAGCCACAUCAACCUGGCCAGGAUCUAUGCGUUCACAUCUAUUCAGCUCUUUGUGCAUGGAGAUUCCUCCUAAAUCAUGUUUUGGACGUGAAGGACGGGAUUCUCAACCCGUGUGUGAACAAAUGAAAGGACAGCAAAACUGGAAAGUCUGUCUAGAUGUCAGUCCAUAUUCUCCAGAGGAUAUAAGCAUCAAAACCAAGGAGGGAUAUUUGGAGAUAACAGGUAAUCACGAGGAAAGGCAUGAUAAUCACAAAUUGAUCUCAAGAAGCUUUACAAGAAAAUACAAGCUUCCAGCUGACUUAGACUUAAAACUGAUCACCUCCAUGCUGUCUCCAGAUGGUAUUCUCUCAGUUGAGGUCCCAUUACCUGGCUCUAAUACCAGUCUCCCUGGAGAGAUUGUCAUCCCUAUUCACAUGAUGGAUAAGCAGUUGCCAGCAAAGUAGUAACUUAGUUACUGGUUUAUAUGCCCAAUAAAAGUAUUGACUGAGUUUUCCAAACCUUUUGUUUUUGAUGGUUAACCAAGCACUGACGUUGCAAGAGAAUAUUCAUCAUAUUUUGAACCAUUACCAUAUUUCAAACAUCACUGUGCAGACAGCUAGCUAAAUAGAUGUUACUUUGGUAAUAUAAAUUAUUUGACCAUUAUGCAAUACAUAAUUUGUGCUUCAUCUGAUUUCUUCUAAGAUUUAUUACCAGUAAGACUGAAGAGAGAUCAGACCAGUUCACUCUUUUUCAGGCUGGAAUAAAAAUGUUUGAAAAGGGUUUCAUACUGAGGCUGGUGUCCUACAACGGCAUGGACAAUCUGUUUGAUUUUGAGAGACCGUUUUACUAAAUGUGUACCAAUAACACAAUACAAUCAUGUAAAUAUAUUUAACAAGAGGACACUGAAAUGGUGAUCUCUAAUGAAUAAUUAGGCAAGCAUAACUCUCAGCAUCAUGCAGCCGAGUAUGCUUCAUUGUCACAUCCUAUAUGGUGCUAUUUAAAGUUGUAGAGUUCACACCAGAUUCUGUGUCCUGUGCUUCACACAACCACACUGCUUGCAGCACGUGUGGCAGUUAUGUAACCCAAAGCCUUCCUUCUUUGGUCCUUCUUGGAGAUGAUCAGAAGUAUGGAAAUAGGUUUCUUCUUACCUCUACAAGCUGUACCUUGACUAUUUUUGGAUGUGUUCCACAGCUUUCAUCACCUUGGUCAGGAGCAGUGAUCAAAUGACAUGUCUCAGUUACACUAUUCAUGGUAAAAACAGGAACAUGUUACCAUAUGAGUCAGUAUUUUGUUCUAUUAUCUCUGAAUGAUUCAAAUAUUUCUCGGACUCAGUUACUUAUAGAAUGGAGUGCCAAUUCAAGCAUCCACAAAAUGACAGAAUACUUUAGAAUAGCAAUAUCUAGGUUGCUGACAAUCAAGCAUUUGCCCAAUGCUAUAAAUCUACAGAAGAGCUCCAUUGGCAACGUUUAUUUGAUACGUUUUCUUGAUUUCUGACUAUGAAUUUUAUUUAGAAAUUAUUCCACAGAGUUAACUGAAGACUUUAGAGUUCAUUAGGUUGUAGACAGUGUAAGAGUGCAAAGUACACACAUCAUUUAUUUCUAUCCAUAUCUGUCAGAAUUUAAUUGGUUGCUUAAGGCACAAACAACUUCCUCUAAGUCAUUCCUACAAGUUGUCAAGAGAUCAGUAUGUGCGCAUAUAGAUUUUACACAAUCAAAUGUUAAAAAUCAAUUAGCGCAAAUAAAAACCUAUGUAUCUAUUUCUUGCAUCAAUAAGUCAAUUAAAAGACCAAUGAAUGUGCCAUCAGUUGUAAACUGUCUGAGCCUAUUAAAAUGCUUGUGAUGACUGUUGUUGGAACAUGCCAGAUUAAAUUGUGGGUUGGAACUGAGCCUGUAAAUAUACACCAUAUAACACAGCGGCAUGUAGAACUGCCACUUGGCACCAUCAUUUAACUUACUGAGUGCACACAUGGUGGACAUGCCAAAAAUACAGCACUGGGGAUCUCCAAUUACAUGACAAGCCCUAAGCUAUUCAGCAGGAAGGAGGGUGUUGAAAUAGUGAGAAUGUCACCGAGCUCCACAACGACCACUCUCUGUCUGUGGAAUGAACAUGUAAUGAGCAAAUAAAGAUUAACGACUCAAUAAAUGUUUCAUUUGUCAACAUCUUCACAUUUCGGUGGUACAUGCACAACAUAAAUGUGUGAGCAUAAAGGAACAGUUUUGCUCAGGAAUACAUCUGUUAUUCACAUUUAACGUUUUCUUAUGUAUUGAAGAAGCUUCACCUAGUAUACAUCUUUGUGUUAAGAAA
Molecule: messenger RNA, 2908 nt
Organism: Pimephales promelas (fathead minnow)
Lineage: Eukaryota; Metazoa; Chordata; Actinopteri; Cypriniformes; Leuciscidae
Gene: hspb15
Product: heat shock protein, alpha-crystallin-related, b15
Biological process (GO): response to heat; negative regulation of apoptotic process; protein refolding
Cellular component (GO): cytoplasm; nucleus
Source: RefSeq, a predicted model, not a curated record